Messenger RNA from Lineus longissimus, 849 nucleotides. RefSeq lists its product as uncharacterized. The record is from RefSeq and is a predicted model, not a curated record. The transcript has a single exon. NCBI's taxonomy places the organism in Eukaryota, Metazoa, Nemertea, Pilidiophora, Heteronemertea, Lineidae. Gene Ontology annotation, molecular function: nucleic acid binding. Gene Ontology annotation, biological process: DNA integration. The coding region runs from base 1 to 849 and encodes 282 amino acids.
AUGAACCGCCUUGUCCGGAGGAUUGGCUAUGUCAGAAGAAUAGCCCAGUGGAUGCUGAAGAAGCCAUUACCUCAGGGAGCCAAAUCCUGGCGGGGAGAACUUUCCCCUGAAGAAAUUCAAGAGGCUGAAGACUGCUUAGUGAGACAGACUCAAAAGGAGAGCUUUCCAGAGGAGAUUAAAGACCUUGCAUCUGGGGAGAAGAGAGUCAAAAAGUCAAGUCAUUUAGCACUACUCACCCCUUUCCUCGACAAGAAGAGACAACUGCUCCGUCUUCAAUCACGUUUGGAAAGGGUUGAUUGCUUGAAAGACAGCGCUAAGUUUCCUGUGAUAUUACCAAGAAGAGGAGAUGUAACCAAACUGGUUGUACAGAGAGAGCAUGACAAAGUUGGUCAUCCAGUGGGAAGGGAAGCCACAAUCCACCAAAUAAGGCAAAGAUAUUGGAUCCUGAAGACCAGAGAAGCUGUGAGAGAAUGGGAAAGAAAAUGCUCCAACUGUAUCCUGCGAAGGGCAAAACCUGCUCAGCAGAUGAUGGCACCAAUCCCAAGAUUUAGGUUCAGUCAACCUUUGAGAGCAUUUUCAAAGUGCGGCAUCGACUUUGCCGGGCCUUUCUUCACUAGACAAGGCGGAGGAAAAACCCAAGCCAAGAGAUACCUCGCAGUCUACACCUGUCUACAAGUGAGAGCGGUCCAUCUUGAGCCCGUAUAUUCCAUGGACACGGAUGGGUUCCUUAUGUCUUUUUCCAGAAUGACGAGUAGAAGAGGAGUGCCCGAGGAUGUCCUCACCGACAAUGGGUCCAAUUUUGUAGCAGCAGAGAGAGAGCUGAGGGAAUUGGUGGCAGCCAUAGACUGA